AUGGAGAAGAUAAAAAUGUACAAGGAAGUGAAUGGAGUGCCUAUGCCGCUAUAUUAUUCGCAAGAAUCGUUUUUAUCUGGAAUGAAUUAUAAAGCGAAACCUGGAGAUUUAUUUCUCGUUAGUUAUCCUAAAUGUGGAACAACUUGGAUGAAUGACAUAGUCACGUUAAUCCUUCGUAAAGGUCAACCAUCCGAGGAUCCGUUAGAUUUUCUGUUAGAUUGUCCGUUUAUAGAAGGUGUGGGAGGAAAAUACAUAGAAAUGGCUAAACCGAAAGCCAUGAAAACACAUUUACCAUUUUUUGCUAUUCCUUUUUCUCCAGAAUCUAAAUACAUUUACACUACCAGAAACCCUAGAGAUUGCUGCGUUUCUUAUUAUCAUUUCAUGAAAUUACUUCCAUUUCCCCAGAAAGAAUUAAGUUUUCAAGAAUUUUUUGAGGCAUUUCUCCAAGGUAAUUUAGGAGAAGGCGAUUAUUUCGAUCACCUUCUCGGGUGGUACGAACAUAAAAAUGACAACAACGUUCAUUUUGUAACAUACGAAAACCUGAAGAAAGAUAUCAAGGGAGAAAUAUUGAAAAUAGCUAAAUUUAUGGGGGAAGAAUACGAGAAAAGUAUUUUGAAUGAUCCAACCAUAUUGGAAAAUAUUAUUUAUUACAGCAGUUUCGAUUAUAUGAAAAAGAGCGGCAAGAAGUACGUAGAUGUGUUUUUUCAAAAAGACAAAACGUGGCUACAAAACAAAAAUAUACCUUCAGGGAUUGUGAAAAUUGUACAAAAUUUAAAUAAAACAGGAAAAGAUACAAAAAGCGGGACUCUGGUUAGAAAAGGAAUUGUUGGCGAUUGGAAAAAUCACUUUAACGAAGAACAAAUACGAUUGUUAAAUGAAAAAAUCCUGGAACGAACAAAAGACAGCGACGUCAUGAAUUUAUGGAAAGACAUAAUGUAUAAGGAAGUGAAUGGAGUGCCUAUGCCGCUAUAUUAUUCGCAAGAAUCGUUUUUAUCUGGAAUGAAUUAUAAAGCGAAACCUGGAGAUUUAUUUCUCGUUAGUUAUCCUAAAUGUGGAACAACUUGGAUGAAUGACAUAGUCACGUUAAUCCUUCGUAAAGGUCAACCAUCCGAGGAUCCGUUAGAUUUUCUGUUAGAUUGUCCGUUUAUAGAAGGUGUGGGAGGAAAAUACAUAGAAAUGGCUAAACCGAAAGCCAUGAAAACACAUUUACCAUUUUUUGCUAUUCCUUUUUCUCCAGAAUCUAAAUACAUUUACACUACCAGAAACCCUAGAGAUUGCUGCGUUUCUUAUUAUCAUUUCAUGAAAUUACUUCCAUUUCCCCAGAAAGAAUUAAGUUUUCAAGAAUUUUUUGAGGCAUUUCUCCAAGGUAAUUUAGGAGAAGGCGAUUAUUUCGAUCACCUUCUCGGGUGGUACGAACAUAAAAAUGACAACAACGUUCAUUUUGUAACAUACGAAAACCUGAAGAAAGAUAUCAAGGGAGAAAUAUUGAAAAUAGCCAAAUUUAUGGGGGAAGAAUACGAGAAAAGUAUUUUGAAUGAUCCAACAAUAUUAGAAAAUAUUAUUCAUUACAGCAGUUUCGAUUAUAUGAAAAAGAGCGGCAAGAAGUACGUAGAUGUGUUUUUUCAAAAAGACAAAACGUGGCUACAAAACAAAAAUAUACCUUCAGGGAUUGUGAAAAUUGUACAAAAUUUAAAUAAAACAGGAAAAGAUACAAAAAGCGGGACUCUGGUUAGAAAAGGAAUUGUUGGCGAUUGGAAAAAUCACUUUAACGAAGAACAAAUACGAUUGUUAAAUGAAAAAAUCCUGGAACGAACAAAAGACAGCGACGUCAUGAAUUUAUGGAAAGACAUUUUUGAAAAUAAUUACAGAGGCGAAGAUGUUCAGACAUAUGCUGUCAGGUUGCAAUCGUUGGCUUCCGGGGUAGAAAUUGAUCAGGUAGGAGCAAAUGAUACCGAAAUUGCUAUAAUCCAGAGCAUAAAGGCCAAAGAACUAGAUGAACGAUUAAAAGUCCAGUUUUUAAAUGGGAUGGACAUUAAAAUUAGGCAAAGAGUUAUGUCUCGUGAACCUGCAACUUUCGACGAGGCACUGCAAAUAGCUACUAAAGAAGAGGCGAUAGAAUUUCAUACUACCGGACAAAAUAAUAGCAAGAUGAUUAGAAUUAUAAGCGAAGGAAAUAUCGAGAGAGUGGUUUCUGAAUCCCAUAGUCAAAUCAGAGUAGUUAGAGAAAACUUGCCGGACACAUAUUCCUCGUUUCCAGAUUCGUCUCCAGAGAAAAUACAGGAACUGCAUGCAGAAAUAAGCAUAUUAAAAAGGCUAAAGAAACAGAUACAGAAUAGAAUAGGCAAAGUGAGAACGCAACCUAAUCCUGUAAUCUUGGCUUAUAUCAAUAAUAUACCCGCGAAAAUGAUCGUAGACCCUUGUUUAGAAACUACUAUUAUCUCAAAAGAAAUUGCAAAUACAUUAAAGGGCAAAGCUCCUGUAAAAUUCGGAAUGAAAACAAAGUUAAAUGUUGGUGGAAAUCAGAUUCAGACUGUUGGUAUUGUAGAAAUAAAUUUUAAACUUAGAGGAUGCAAAUUUACUUUGCCAUGUAGAAUAGUGAGAUCUAAGAAUACCUUCCCUCGUGAAGGAAUAAUAGGUCGCGAUUUCAUCAACCAUAUCGGUUUAGUUUUAGAUUUUAAUGGUGGGAAAAUAACUAUGAAAAAUGGAAAAAUCAUACACUUUUGCUCUUCUAUAAAACCUUUCUCGCAACCAAGAAGGCAAUGGAGGAAGCUAACUCCCUUGAAAGAAGUAGAGAGCAGAAUUCCGAGGGAGAUUAAUAAUACAGAGGAACACAAAUCUCAGAAAGCAAAUAUAAUUAAAAUUGUUAGACAAACCUCUAGGUCUAAUGUCCACGAGGACCAUGUCAAGCCCAUACGAAGAAAAAGACGUUCCCCAAAGGAAAGAAAUUCCCCGAAAAAGACAAGUUCACCCGAGAGAGAGGUAAAAGAAUUAAUUCCACAACCUCAGAAGCUGAGUGAAGAGCAAUAUGAUUCAAAUAUGCUUGAUGUAGCAAUAAUGGAGAAGAUAAAAAUGUAUAAGGAAGUGAAUGGAGUGCCUAUGCCGCUAUAUUAUUCGCAAGAAUCGUUUUUAUCUGGAAUGAAUUAUAAAGCGAAACCUGGAGAUUUAUUUCUCGUUAGUUAUCCUAAAUGUGGAACAACUUGGAUGAAUGACAUAGUCACGUUAAUCCUUCGUAAAGGUCAACCAUCCGAGGAUCCGUUAGAUUUUCUGUUAGAUUGUCCGUUUAUAGAAGGUGUGGGAGGAAAAUACAUAGAAAUGGCUAAACCGAAAGCCAUGAAAACACAUUUACCAUUUUUUGCUAUUCCUUUUUCUCCAGAAUCUAAAUACAUUUACACUACCAGAAACCCUAGAGAUUGCUGCGUUUCUUAUUAUCAUUUCAUGAAAUUACUUCCAUUUCCCCAGAAAGAAUUAAGUUUUCAAGAAUUUUUUGAGGCAUUUCUCCAAGGUAAUUUAGGAGAAGGCGAUUAUUUCGAUCACCUUCUCGGGUGGUACGAACAUAAAAAUGACAACAACGUUCAUUUUGUAACAUACGAAAACCUGAAGAAAGAUAUCAAGGGAGAAAUAUUGAAAAUAGCCAAAUUUAUGGGGGAAGAAUACGAGAAAAGUAUUUUGAAUGAUCCAACAAUAUUAGAAAAUAUUAUUCAUUACAGCAGUUUCGAUUAUAUGAAAAAGAGCGGCAAGAAGUACGUAGAUGUGUUUUUUCAAAAAGACAAAACGUGGCUACAAAACAAAAAUAUACCUUCAGGGAUUGUGAAAAUUGUACAAAAUUUAAAUAAAACAGGAAAAGAUACAAAAAGCGGGACUCUGGUUAGAAAAGGAAUUGUUGGCGAUUGGAAAAAUCACUUUAACGAAGAACAAAUACGAUUGUUAAAUGAAAAAAUCCUGGAACGAACAAAAGACAGCGACGUCAUGAAUUUAUGGAAAGACAUUUUUGAAAAUAAUUAAAUAUGAAAUACAAUGACUUUUAUUGCAUUUAUAAAAUUAAUUCCGAAAUUCUAUUAUAAAGCUUAUUGUCCAUUAAUAAUAAUAAUGUUAUAUAA
Molecule: messenger RNA, 4097 nt
Organism: Centruroides sculpturatus (bark scorpion)
Lineage: Eukaryota; Metazoa; Arthropoda; Arachnida; Scorpiones; Buthidae
Exons: 5
Coding region: 1-4002 (1333 amino acids)
Biological process (GO): sulfation
Cellular component (GO): cytoplasm
Molecular function (GO): sulfotransferase activity
Source: RefSeq, a predicted model, not a curated record